Messenger RNA from Gigantopelta aegis, 2512 nucleotides. RefSeq names its product peroxisomal targeting signal 1 receptor-like. The record is from RefSeq and is a predicted model, not a curated record. The transcript has 17 exons. Gene Ontology annotation, cellular component: cytosol; peroxisomal membrane. NCBI's taxonomy places the organism in Eukaryota, Metazoa, Mollusca, Gastropoda, Neomphalida, Peltospiridae. Bases 150 to 1979 code for a protein of 609 amino acids. Gene Ontology annotation, molecular function: protein binding. Gene Ontology annotation, biological process: protein import into peroxisome matrix, docking.
AAAUAAUGAGUUGUUAGGCUGACUUAAGUCCAACAUCUGAGACUGAAGAAGUGAAGUAAUUAAGCCUAAUUAAUUCAUUGUUUAAUGGAGCUAGCAGUGAUUGUAGGACUUAUUAAUUAAGAGUUUUUGGGAUAAAAUUCUGUGGUGAAAUGGCGGCGAGAAAUUUGGUUGAAGGGGAUUGUGGUGCCAACAACUCUCUGAUGAAGUUGACAUCACAUUACACACAAGACCGUGCAUUCAAACAGGAGGGUUUUCGUCCUCCAGGAUUUAUUCCCCAUCAGGUGUCACGCCCCAUAACAGAUGCAACUCCAGAUGAGUUAGUAAAUGAAUUUCUGUCUGGUCAUCAAACAGCAAUGGCGCCUCAGACAUUCCACAUGGGAAGUCUGUUACAGGAAAUGAGAGAAAUUGAAGAGGCAGAAAUUCGACAUCCCCCGAAUCGAGCUCCUGCUAUUGCUGAUCUGGCAGUUACUGGAGAUUGGACAGCUGAAUUUAUGGCAGAAAAUAAUUUGGAACAAGGUGAUUGGGUGAAGGAAUUUGCUGCGGAGCACCACAGGGCACCACCUGAUGUGAAAUGGGCCAAAGAGUAUUUAGACCAGACUGAAGAACAUAAACCAUGGGUGGAUGAAUACAGCAAAGAAGUUCUUGAUGACUCGAAGUGGAUAGAUGAAUUCCAGGCACAAGAUGCUGACCUAGAGAAAACGGCAAACAGUCUUUUAGGGUCAAUAGAUGACCCAAAGUUCAUCAACUCGGAGUUUAUGAAGUUUGUAAAGAGGAUAGGUGAUGGGGAGAUAACCAUACAGGAUAACAAAGUGCUAGAGAAAUCGCCCCAGCAGCGAUCUGAAGACUGGGCACAUCAGUUUGCUGGGGAGCAGGCUGAUAAGAGUUUGACAGACAAGUGGGCUGAGGAGUUUUCCGAAUUUUCCACGAACCAAGAGGGUGACGAGUUCUGGGCAAGUCUUCAGAAAAACUGGGAAGAUGUUGACAAAGCUAAUGCAGUUGGCGGGGGUCAUCCGUGGCUUACAGAUUUCGACCAAUCAGAACCUUUUAAGGAGUACCGGUUUGAGGAGAACAACCCACUGAUGGAUCACCCGAACCCGUUUGAGGAAGGCAUCAAGAAGCUGGAACAAGGAGACGUGCCCAAUGCCGUGCUGCUGUUUGAAGCCGCCGCUCAGAAGAACGACUCUCACAUGGAGGCAUGGCAGUAUCUCGGCACCACUCAGGCUGAAAAUGAAAACGAACCUGCAGCUAUUGCUGCUCUCAAAAAAUGUCUCGACUUGUCGCCAGGAAACCUGACUGCGUGGCUGUCACUGGCUGUGAGCUACACUAACGAGUCGCUGGGCUCACAUGCGUGCCACGCUCUCAAGUCGUGGCUCAAGCACAACCCCAAGUACUCCCAGCUAGUCAGGGAGGACCUGCAGAAAACUCCCAUCACAUCGUCCUUCAUGAGCCAUGAAGAUUACAGUGAAGUGAGUGACUUGUAUCUUCAGGCUGUUAGAUUAUCUCCCCCUGGACAGAUAGAUGCAGAUGUUCAGAGUUGUCUGGGAAUUCUCUUCAACUUGAGUGGGGAGUACAACAAGGCUGUGGAUUGUUUUACUGCUGCACUGCAAGUCCAACCAAAGGAUGCGUUGCUGUGGAACAGACUUGGUGCCACGUUGGCCAACGGUAACCGGAGUGAGGAGGCGGUGGAUGCGUACCACAAUGCACUGCAGCUGUCACCGGGCUUCAUUCGGUCACGCUACAACCUCGGUAUUGCCUGCAUCAACCUCGGAGCUCACAGAGAAGCGGUGGAGCAUUUCCUGACAGCCCUCAACAUGCAGCAACGAAGUCGCGGUCCAUCAGGGACAGAAUCCGUCAUGUCGGCCAACAUCUGGAGCACGCUCAGAAUGACUCUGUCUCUCAUGGGACGACCAGAACUGUACGACGCGUGCGACAAGAGUGACCUUGACCUGUUGAACAAGGAGUUUGGAAUGCAUUCUUGACACGGCUUAGAAAGUCAGUCUUCAUGUCUUCCAUCGUGUGUCCAUUCAUGCUGCAUCCAUCAUAAGAGUGCAGAGACGCCAACGUUCUCUGUACAUUCCAUCCACCAAAGAGCUUUAGAUCCAAUAUCAGAUGUACAUACAUGUUGCCUUUGUCAAACGAUUCCAGAGAAAUCUAAGUCGUCUGCAAGUUCCACCCAUAAAAUAGCUUUAGAUCCAACAUCAGACAUUCGUACAUGUUGCAUUUGUCAAAAGAGUCCAGAGAAAUCUAAGUUCUUUGCAAGUUCCACCCACAAAAUAGCUCUAGAUCCAACAUCAGACAUUCGUACAUGUUGCGUUUGUCAAAAGACUCCAGAGACUUUGAAGUUCUCUGUAAGUUCCAUCCAUCAAAGAACUUUAGAUCCAACAUCAGACAUUCGUACAUGUUGCGUUUGUCAAAAGACUCCAGAGACUUUGAAGUUCUCUGGAAGUUCCAUCCAUCAAAGAACUUUAGAUCCAACAUCAGACAUUCGUACAUGUUGUGUUUGUCAAAAGAC